Molecule: messenger RNA, 3429 nt
Organism: Gastrolobium bilobum
Lineage: Eukaryota; Viridiplantae; Streptophyta; Magnoliopsida; Fabales; Fabaceae
Exons: 2
Coding region: 148-693 (181 amino acids)
Biological process (GO): protein ubiquitination; modification-dependent protein catabolic process
Cellular component (GO): nucleus; cytoplasm
Molecular function (GO): protein tag activity; ubiquitin protein ligase binding
Source: RefSeq, a predicted model, not a curated record
CACAACCAAGCUAUAAAUUCGACCACUCCCUGACUUCUCUCCUCUAUCGCAAUAAGCAAUUCUUAAGCAAUUUUCGUUAUCAUCGUCUCGCAGUUCCUGCAAUUCCUGUUCUUUAUACUUUUUAAUCAAAUUUUCUGAUUUUAACAGAUGCAGAUCUUCGUGAAAACUUUGACCGGUAAGACCAUCACCCUUGUGGUGGAGAGUUCUGAUACCAUUGAUAAUGUGAAAUCUAAGAUCCAAGACAAGGAAGGGAUCCCACCUGACCAGCAAAGGAUCAUCUUUGCUGGUAAGCAACUUGAGGAUGGUCGCACUCUUGCUGACUACAACAUUCAAAAGGAGUCUACCCUUCAUCUUGUGCUUCGUCUCAGGGGUGGCAUGCAAAUCUUUGUUAAGACCUUGACUGGGAAAACCAUCACUCUCGAGGUUGAAUCCUCAGAUACCAUUGAUAAUGUCAAGACCAAGAUCCAGGACAAAGAGGGUAUCCCUCCAGAUCAGCAGAGGCUGAUUUUUGCUGGCAAGCAACUUGAUGAUGGCAGAACCCUCGCUGAUUACAAUAUCCAGAAGGAGUCUACACUUCACUUGGUGCUUCGUUUGAGAGGUGGUGUAACAUCCCCGUCUCGAGUUGGUUCAAUUAACAUACAUAUGAUAAAACAGAAAACAGCGAAAGACUUAACUUACGAAAAUACGAGUUAACUUUUUCUUUUUCUACUUUAACUCUUACUCGGGGUAAACGAAAAUCGGGCAGAGUUUCCUCUAUAAAUCGGACAACUGAGGAUUUUCCAAUCCCACUCAGAAGCAUUUCCUGAUAAACAGUUUAUACAGCAUAGUAAUCCAGAAGUACCAGUCAUGCAGAUACCAUCAGAUACCCAUCCAUGGGUGCAUGCAAAAUAUGGCUCCGUGCCACUAUCCUAAUCAACAUGCAAUCCAAUACAAAAUCAUAAACUGAAUAAUACAUCAUCAUAUAACGUGCCUGAAUACCCAAAUGUACAUGCAUCCAAGUGACAGACAUGUACAAAACAUAUACAGGCCAUAUACAAAAUAAAGGAUCAAUAUCGUGAUCCAUCAAAUGCGGAAAUACUAAAAGACAUCAAACACUCCAAAAGGUAGUAGCCUACAGCCACUCAAAAUCCGAUCUGUCAACUGCCUCAGCCACGUGUCGUGUCCCUGCCUAGUGAGGACUCACCGGGAAUCUGGGCACCUGAAAAUAUGUCCCCAAAGAGGGGUGAGAUUACAAAUCUCAAUAAGCUCCAGGUUUAUAGAGAAUUCUCCAUACCCCUGGCUCACUCCUGCACGAAAGUCAAAUACAGAGUAUACGAAUACAACAUAUAACAGAUAUCAUAACAGAACAGAGGAUUUAUCCAUAUCAUAUCAGAGGUGUGCGUCGUCAUUCCCAAGGGAGGACCCCAAGCGGAAAUCAACGCACGUGUUCCCGAGGGAGGACCCCAAAGCGGAACCAGACAUAUCAGAGGCGUACACCAUCCGUCCCGUGGGAGGACCCCAAAGCGGACAUCCGGGUACUAUACAAUCAAUGGCCAGAGAUUGUUACAGAAAUCAUAUUACAGAAGUCAUAUCAGAGCAAAACAUAUCAUGUUAUCAAAUAACUCUAUAUGAAUGCAUCUAUACAAAGCAUCUAAAUCACAGUCAUACAGUCCAACCAUAGUUCACUAACCAUGGUGGAGCACUCAAGCAGGAAAAGACUCCUUAAACAUAGAGUUUACCUCUUGAAGCUUUACCAAUACGCUUACUUGUGGAACAAGUUACUUUUAUCGCUUCAAGAGAUUUCCGAUCCUUCUAAAUCCCUAGGCACACCUAGAGAAUAAUUUACAAUGCAUCAAUAAAAUGAUGCAAUACCAUGAUUAUUUCAUAAGCAUACAUUUUAUCGCUUAUUUUCCUUUCUUUAUAUUUUUGCCAAUUCUAUGCCAAUACACAAGUCUAGACCUCUAUACACCCGUUGGCGUUCUUUAAUUUAAUCAAGCAUUUACUUAAGAAUUUUUCACAUAAAUCAUGCUAUUUUUCUUUAAAAGUCGCGGCAUAUCCUUAGGGACUCAAGGUAUUUUUCAACCAUUUGUCAAAGCAUUUCACUUCUUAGCUCAUCCAUUGGUAUAUUAAAAUGCAACACAUUUUAUUAGAAUAAAAUGUAACCAAUAUAUAUAUACCCCUAAACAUCCUAUAGUUCGAACCAUAGAGCAAGUAUUUGUAGGAUUUUUUUCCAACUUUGACAUUUCCACCAAUUCAUCCAUUUACACUACAUUCCAACAUAUUUUAUCUUUUCAAACAUACAAUAAAAUUUUGCAUGAUGAACCCUACAUAACCCAUGAAGGCCGAAACCUAGGGGAAAGGUGCACAAGGGCUUUUCAAUUUUUUUAUCACAAGUUGAUGCUUACUAACACUAUCCUUCCUAACCAACAACAAUCCAUCAUAAUUUUCACCUACUUGCACACAUAAAACCCCUCUCAAAUACAUCAAUUAUAAUUUGCACAAUAACUCUUAUUACCCUAUCAAGGCCGAACAUAAGGAGGGAAAACAUAUGAUUUUUCUCUACUUUUAACAUGCAUUAAAAUGCUCCUUUUCAUUACUUACAUCCAAGGUACCAAGGAUUCAUCAACAAAUCAAUUUUUAACUCAUAAUACUCUCCCAUCAAAACAUAUCUAUCAAUUUGUAACUUAAAAUAAUCAAGACAACAUCAUGAGAAUAGAGGUUUGUUACCUCCAACAACUACCCCAAAGCCUAGAAGUCCUUUACCAAAAGGAUCUCCACCAAAAACUUCAUUUUUGCCCUCUUGAUGAAUAGUGCACGAAUUUGAAGGAGAGGAUAACUCUUCACACACUCAACAAAACCUCAAAUUGAUGGUUGGAAUGGGUUCAUUGGGUGUUUUACAAGCAAUUUCAUGUGGUGGGUCUUUGAAUUUGGAGUAGAAAUGAUGGAGAAUCAAGGAGAAGAAAUUCAAAACCCUACCCCCCUUCUCCAAUGGUGCAGCUCGGUUUUGAGAGGGUGAGAGGAGAGAGAAACUGAUUUGGGAUAAUGAGACUAAGUCACUUAUAAGGCUAGCACAUGUGGCCUUUUUUAAUAGAUAUUUUUCUAUCGCGUAUUUUAACUUAAAUUGACCCGGAACUAACUUAAAACUACGAACAUAUUUUUAUUUUUCUAAAAUCAUUUACAUUAAUUUUUAUUUGUUACAAAACAAUAUUCAUAAUUCACAGUAUGGUUUCUGCACCGUGUUUGACGAAAUGCACUGUGAAUCACUAACUGUACUUCGCUCACUUCUGAACUUAGAACUUAUAAACUUAUUAUUUUCUUGGGCUUAUAUUGACUUGCUUGGCAUAUAUUGGACUUUCUUAUUCUUAUUUCAUCAAGUAUUUAUUUCUGGACUCUACCGGUUGCUUAAACAGCAGUACAAAAUACCCGGUAGAAACACUAUUCACGAGAUUU